This is a messenger RNA of Amphibalanus amphitrite, 938 nucleotides long. Its product is annotated as intracellular coagulation inhibitor 1-like. NCBI's taxonomy places the organism in Eukaryota, Metazoa, Arthropoda, Thecostraca, Balanomorpha, Balanidae. The record is from RefSeq and is a predicted model, not a curated record. Bases 194 to 724 code for a protein of 176 amino acids. The transcript is spliced from 3 exons. Gene Ontology annotation, molecular function: serine-type endopeptidase inhibitor activity.
AUUUUUCCACGGACCACUGUGCAGCCGGUCGGGGUACAAACGACGUGUCAGUGACUGCUGGCGACAUUUGCGCACCGCUCCACCUGUCGAGAGGACGCUCUACAGGCGCUGUGAACCUCUCUGAACAUCAGCUCGGCGUUCAGGAACCCCUGACUGCUAGUUCAACAGCUCGAAAUUGGCGAUAAGUGACAUCAUGUUACCUUCAAUUCAUAAUAUCGUUCACAUUUGGCUCAUCGCCCUCCUGGCGUCCACCGGCGGCUGCUACGUCCAGCCCACCGGAGUGUUGAACGGCCUGGACCUGAAGCUGCUGAAGGCGGUGACCAGCGACCUCAGCACCAACAGGCCCGUGUCGCCGUUCGUCAUGUCCACCCUGCUCAGCCAGGUCUGGCUGGGCGCCAGAGGCGUCACCAGGAGCGAGAUGACUCCAGUGCUAGGCGUGAGGCCGAAUGCGCCGGAUUCGUUCCUGCCUUCCUACAAAGCAGCCAUCACCUACUUAUCGACCACGUCUGCAAACGUCAACACAUCAGUCUUCAAUGGGAUUUAUGUGAAGGACGAUACCACCGUUAAGCAGUCGUUUGCCGACAACCUGCAGACGUACUAUGGAGCUGAGGUGAACAAGUUCUCCACAGCUAAGGAGGCUGCCGACGACAUAAACGCCGCCGUAGCACAAACAACCAACAACCUGAUCAGAGACCUUAGUCGUGUUUACAUAGGGUUCCCUUAAUCUUCCCCUAUUUCUCCCCUAUUUUCAGAUCGAAUUUUAGGCAUCAUAGCGCUCACGUGUAACGCUGCUAUGGACGCUAUUGUUGUUAGAAGCAUACUAAGCAUCGUUUAUGCUGUAAACAAUAUAAAUUGGGCUUAUUUAAUACUCGAAAUUCAACAAUUCAUAUUUUGAAGUAAUUUUAUCCUGCCCUUCAAUUCCCUCUUUAAGCGACAAA